Molecule: messenger RNA, 783 nt
Organism: Microtus ochrogaster (prairie vole)
Lineage: Eukaryota; Metazoa; Chordata; Mammalia; Rodentia; Cricetidae
Product: HLA class II histocompatibility antigen, DO alpha chain
Exons: 5
Coding region: 1-783 (260 amino acids)
Biological process (GO): immune response; antigen processing and presentation
Cellular component (GO): membrane; MHC class II protein complex
Source: RefSeq, a predicted model, not a curated record
AUGGUCCUCCGUGUGGAGUUGGUCCUGGCGUUUCACACCCUGAUGCACUUCCUGAGUCCCCAGGGAGUAUGGGCCAUCAAGGCUGACCACAUGGGCUCCUAUGGACCCGCCUUCUACCAGUCCUACAGUGCUUCUGGACAGUUCACACAUGAAUUUGAUGGGGAACAAAUUUUUUCUGUGGACCUGAAGAACAGGGAGGUCGUGUGGCGUCUGCCUGAGUUUGGGGCCUCCCUAUACUCGAACUUCCAAAAUGGGCUGGCCAGCAUCGCCAUGAUCAGAGCUCACCUGGACGUCUUGGUGGAACGCUCCAACCGAACCAGAGCCAUCAGUGAGCCUCCCAGGGUGACGGUACUCCCCAAGUCUCGCGUGGAGCUGGGAAAGCCCAACGUCCUCAUCUGCGUCGUCGAUGAUAUCUUCCCGCCUGUGAUCGAUGUCACCUGGCUGCGCAACGGCCAGCCCGUCACUGAGGGAGUGGCCCAGACCAGCUUCUACUCCCAGCCUAACCACAGGUUCCGGAAGUUCCACUACCUGACCUUCGUGCCCUCGGCUGAGGACGUGUAUGACUGCAGGGUGGAGCACUGGGGCCUGGACCAGCCGCUCCUCCAGCACUGGGAGCCCCAGGUGCUUACCCCACCACCAGAAACCACCGAGACUCUGAUCUGCUACCUGGGCCUGGCCGUCGGCUUUGUGGGCUUCCUUCUGGGCACAGUUCUCAUCGUCACAGGCAUGUGCCUGCCCAGUGUCCGCAGGUCCCUCAUUUACUGGCUCCCCAACUCCCAGUAG